This is a messenger RNA of Diospyros lotus (date-plum), 2330 nucleotides long. Its product is annotated as probable inactive receptor kinase At5g67200. Bases 47 to 2071 code for a protein of 674 amino acids. The transcript has 2 exons. Gene Ontology annotation, biological process: protein phosphorylation. Gene Ontology annotation, molecular function: protein kinase activity; protein binding; ATP binding. The record is from RefSeq and is a predicted model, not a curated record. NCBI's taxonomy places the organism in Eukaryota, Viridiplantae, Streptophyta, Magnoliopsida, Ericales, Ebenaceae.
ACCAACCCCAUUCCACAGCCAUCUCUCUCUCUCUCUCUCUCUCAAGAUGCCCAUGCCAACACUUGGCGGCUUUCCACCUCUUUUUCUCAUCCUCAUCAUCCUUCGGAUUCCCGCCACCGCCACCACCACCGCUACCCCCACCACCACGCUCUUGUCCGCCGACCCGCCUCCUCUUCCUCCGGCCAGCUUAAUAGUGCCCUCCGACGCCAUCGCUUUACUCUCGUUCAAGUCCAAAGCCGACUUGGACGGCAAGCUUCUCUACACGCUCAAUGAGCGGUUUGAUUACUGUCAAUGGCAGGGCGUCAAGUGCGUUCAAGGCCGGGUGAUGCGCUUCAUCCUCCGAGGAUUCGACCUCCGAGGGGUCUUCCCCGCCGACACCUUGACUCGUCUCGACCAGCUCCGAGUCCUCAGACUCACCAACAACUCUCUUGCCGGUCCGAUUCCUGACCUUGCCGGGCUCUUCAACCUUAAGUCUCUGUUUCUGGACCAGAAUUCCUUUUCCGGUACUUUCCCGCCCUCGAUUCUUUCUCUUCGCCGUCUUCUCGUUCUCGAUCUCUCUCGCAACAACCUCACCGGUUCAAUCCCGGCCGAAAUAACUCGUCUCGACAGGCUGAGCUACCUCAGGCUCGAUUCAAACCGCUUCGGCGGCACAGUUCCGCCGUUGAACCAGUCCUCUCUCGGAAUAUUCAACGUCUCAAAUAACAACCUUACCGGGGCAGUUCCCGUCACCCCAACUCUGUCGCGAUUCGGUAAUUCUUCGUUCUCGUUGAACCCAAACUUGUGCGGCAAGAUCAUCGGCAAGCAAUGCCGUUCUGUUCCCCCAUUCUUCAACUCCUCGGGUGCCCCUGCUGCCAUCGCCUCGCCUCCACUCCAGAAUGCUGAGUCACAAGGCGUCGUUUUAUCUCCGCCGUCCUCAAAGAAGCGCAAGAGAAUCGGAGUAGUUAUUGGAUUUGCUGUCGGAGCUGUAUUCCUACUUGCGGCCAUUCUUAUAUGCUUUUUCGCAUCAUUCAAGAAGCAGAGAGAACAUGAAAGGCACCGAAAAUCGGCAACAUUCAACGCCGAAGCAAUGGACUCCAUCGCUGCAAACGCCACAACUGAGACGCAAGCUGUAAAUAACGAAGCAGAAGCAAAAGAGAAGAAUGUGCAAAGCACUCAACAUCAGCAGCCCGUGCAGAGGGGCGGAAAUUUGAUCUUCUGUGGAGGCGAAUCACAGAUGUACAGUCUGGAGCAGCUAAUGAGGGCUUCGGCGGAGAUGCUUGGCCGAGGCACAAUUGGAGCAACGUACAAGGCUGUGAUGGACAAUCGGUUAGUCGUGUCCGUGAAGCGGCUCGACGCCGGCAAAACGUCGAUCAGCAGCGGCGAGAUGUUCGAGCAGCACAUGGAGUUAUUGGGAGGGCUCAGACACCCCAAUUUGGUACCAGUUAGAGCAUACUUUCAGGCUAAACAAGAGAGACUCAUAAUCUAUGAUUACCAGCCCAAUGGCAGCCUCUUCAAUCUCAUUCACGCAGGUGCAAGAUCAACAAGGGCAAAACCUCUGCACUGGACUUCAUGCUUGAAGAUAGCAGAAGAUGUGGCGGAGGGGCUUGCCUACAUUCAUCAAGCAUCGAGGCUUAUACACGGAAACCUGAAAUCGACCAACGUCCUCUUUGGUGCUGACUUUGAAGCCUGCCUUACAGACUACUGCCUUGUGGUACUUGCAGACCCAUCUUCAAGUGGCGGCGAUCCCGACUCUGAAGGCUACAAAGCCCCAGAGAUCCGCAAGUCCAGCCAACGAGCCACCCCCAAGUCCGACGUCUAUGCCUUUGGCAUUCUCUUAUUGGAGCUUCUAACCGGUAAACCUCCAUCCCAGCAACCAUACCUUUCACUCCCUGAUGUGCCAGAAUGGGUUAGAGCAAUGAGGGAAGAUUAUGACGGGGAAGAUGAUAGGCUUGCAAUGCUAGUUGAGGUGGCUGGUAUUUGUAGCUUGAAAUCACCAGAGCAGAGGCCGCUGAUGUGGAAAGUGCUGAAGAUGAUCCAAGACAUAAAAGAGAGAGUGAUGGUGGAAGAUGAACCCAGAGAUGCACGUAUAUAGUGGAUAUAAUAAUAUAGACAGAUACCUUUGCUCUGUGCUCGCAAGAAACUGCUCCCAAGAGAAGUCGAAUGGAGGCUAUGACAAAUGUACAUCUUGAGAUGGCUGAUUAAAAAUUUUACACAAGGAAUCUUGUGGGGCUAGACUUCGUUAUUAGAGGUGAAAAGGCUUCUCAGCUCAUCUUGGGCUCACACAGUGGGGUUCAUGUGCUAUGUAUCCAUCUGAAAAUUGGUUGAGUGCUAGUACUGUUGGUUCUGAGCUA